AUGCGAACGCAGGAACAUGAGGCUCGGAUCUCGCACUCCGCUGGCCAACAAGCUCUAGAUCACGCAAUUGCUGCUGCCGAGUUGUACAUGAAGAUAGCCAGUGCCACGAAGGAACCAUCAGAAGUUGCUCGGUUGAAACAGAAGAUUACUGACUUGAUCUCCCAAGCGGAGCGCUUGAAAAAAGUUGUUAAGGCUGGAGAUAGCCUUCCCACGAGUGAAAAGAAUAUCUUACUUCGUGGCUCCAAGUUGCAUGGCAACAUAUUUCCUCCCUGGGAGUCAGAUCCCGAUCCGGACGAAUUCACAGGGAGCCUAUUUCUAGAUAAGGCAGACUUCCCACUCUCAGAAAGACAAACCGAAGUUUUUGCCGGCUGGAAAAGGCCGUUCGAGCUUGAAACCUUUCGCGAAGCUGACACUGGUGAUGACUGGGUGCAACAGGGUUUAAUGCCGGCGGUGGAGGAUUAUGAUCUUGUGCAGGACAUAACGACAGAUUGCUCCGUGGUUGCGAGUCUUUGCGCGAGCAUCAAGUAUCUGCGCCCGGGCCCUUCGUCGAUACUUCCAGCUCUGAUGUUUCCUAUCGACUCGGAGAACGGACAGCCAAAAGUAUCCACGAGUGGCAAAUAUGUCUUCCGGAUGUACUUCAAUGGCUGCUUCAGAAAAGUCAUCAUCGACGACCGACUUCCAUCUUCGGCAAACACCCGAACUCUAUAUGUGGUGGAUCGAUUGAACCCACGGCUCCUAUGGCCUGCACUCAUGGAGAAAGCCUACUUGAAGGUGCGGGGAGGUUACGAUUUUCCUGGGAGCAAUUCAGGAACUGAUCUGUGGGUUCUCACGGGAUGGGUACCACAGCAGCUCUUUCUCCAGAGCGACGACAUCGACUUCAAUCAGACAUGGUCAAGAGUCAAAAAAGCCUACGACUUUGGAGACGUCGUUAUCACCCUGGGGACUGGUCGUUUAUCUGAAGUAGAAGAAGAAUCAUUAGGUUUGGCGGGUGAACAUGACUACGCAGUGCUCGAUAUGUCAGAAGCAUCAGGGGUUCGCCGCUUUCUUGUUAAGAACCCUUGGUGUGACGGCCUUGUCUGGAAAGGGGCAGGUUCAUCAUCUCGACAGGCUGAAGAUCAUCCUACCAAGCUCAAACCUGGGUCAUUCUGGAUUGACUUCGACGACGUGGUUCAGAACUUUGAGUCGCUAUACUUGAACUGGAAUCCGGCACUUUUUACUGAGCGCCAAGACCAUCACUUCGUUUGGCAGCUACCAAUUCCGAGCAUGGCCGACUCCUUUGCUCAUAAUCCCCAAUACUCGAUGAGCACGGAAGCUUCGGGUAACGUCUGGAUUCUGCUUUCACGGCACUUCCAAGAUGACGAGCUGUCAAUCGCCAAAUCCCGCACCACAGCAUCAAACCUGGCAGAUGUGUCCAAUCGCUUGGGGUUUAUGUCUCUCUACAUAUUUGAUCAUGCUCAAGGAAAACGUGUGCCACUUGGCGACAAGUCCCUAUACCGCGGUCCUUUCGUCGAUUCGCCCCAGACGCUUGCCCCUUUGGAAGUGAAGAAGGGGGUGAAGUACACGAUAGCUGUAGCGCAGCAUGGGCUGCCUCUGCCAAAUUACAGCUUCACGUUGUCCUUUUUUUCGAGGAGCGCGCUGCAGAUUGCACAGGCACUCGACCCCAUGGCACACUACACCGAGACCCAGAGCUCCUGGACCCGCCGCACCGCAGGCGGGAACGCGGCGAGUCCAGGCUAUCUCAGCAAUCCGCAAUUCGCCAUCACCGUCCCUAAACCGGGACCGCUGUCGAUACUGCUAUCCACCGCAUACGAGGACCUGCCCGUGCACAUCGAUCUGGUCUGGGCCAAGGGCCAGCGCGUCACGGCGCUCACGGUCCGGGACAUAGUCGGCUCAUCCGGCGACUAUCGCCGCGGGUGCGCGCUGGCGUACAUGGCCAGCGUCGACGCGGGCACGUACACGGUCGUCUGCAGCACCUUCGAGCCGGGCCAGCUCGCGGACUUCUCCCUGCGCGUCGGCAGCAUGCAGCCCGUGGUCAUCGCGCCGGUGCUGAGCGACGCCGCGGGCAAGCUGCGGACCGCGCUGGCGCCGCUCGUCUUCCGCGGGCCCGACGACACGAAGCAGCGCGCCCCCAUCAGCGCGCCCCGCCUCACCAGGGCCAGCGUCGUCAUCACGCCCGGGGUGCGGCACACGUACUCCGGGGUCUCGACGCCAAAGUCCAACACGGUGCGCCUGCGCCUCGAGACCGGCCGCGCCCCGUACAAGGAGAUUAUAGCCACCACGGGGGACGGGGACUUCAAGGAGCUCGGCGCCGCCGGGCUGCGCACGCCGGAGUUUGACCUCGAUCCGAAUAUCACGCGGCGUGGGCUGUGGAUUGUCGUUGAGCAGAUCGGAGGUGGCGGCGGCCUGAGCGGUGCAGGAGCCGGCGGGUUGAAGGUAGAAGUGCUGAGCGAGGGCAGCGUUAGUGUUGGCGGAUGGGAAAGUAUUGACGACUAG
This is a messenger RNA of Truncatella angustata, 2493 nucleotides long. RefSeq lists its product as uncharacterized. The record is from RefSeq and is a predicted model, not a curated record. Gene Ontology annotation, biological process: proteolysis. NCBI's taxonomy places the organism in Eukaryota, Fungi, Ascomycota, Sordariomycetes, Amphisphaeriales, Sporocadaceae. Bases 1 to 2493 code for a protein of 830 amino acids. Gene Ontology annotation, molecular function: calcium-dependent cysteine-type endopeptidase activity. The transcript is spliced from 2 exons.